Messenger RNA from Cantharellus anzutake, 1854 nucleotides. RefSeq lists its product as uncharacterized. Lineage: Eukaryota; Fungi; Basidiomycota; Agaricomycetes; Cantharellales; Hydnaceae. The transcript is spliced from 10 exons. The coding region runs from base 1 to 1554 and encodes 517 amino acids. The record is from RefSeq and is a predicted model, not a curated record.
AUGCAGAGCGCUAAAGAACUGUCUCUAGUUAACUCCUCUCCCAGUUUUGCCCCCUCUUCCUCCUCUGUAACUCAGACUCCCCAUAGAGUCCCGUUCCAUCUGAAAUAUGGGGAGAUCGACCAUGCGGAUUUUGAAGCGAACGCUACCCAACAGCCCACCGAAGGGAAUAAGCACGCAAUUUGCGAGCGUGACGAUGCCAUUGCACGACGCUUUCAUCGGGAGCGUAGAUAUUUGUUCCGUCGUCCCCGACCCCUUCAAUACUUUCGAGGCAAGACUCUCAUAAGGGAUCACGAAGAGCGCUCCACUGGUCGAUUAGAGCUCUUCUUCGAUCUUGUUUUUGUUGGCCUCAUCUCCGUGCUCUCAGAGGAGUACGUCCGGAACCCUGAUGGCGACCAUCUUGCUAAAUACCUCCUGACGUACGGUGCCGCAUGGAAUAUUUGGGGAUAUGUUCGCGAGCUAUUUAACUCCUUCUGGAACGAUGACUUGCAACAGAAGGGUCUCGUCGUCUAUGUAAUGUUUAUGCUGAUCAUAUACGGGAACAAUGCCGUCAACGUAGAGGAAACUCGACAUCAGAGCGGUGCGCGCAGCACGACGAUAGGAUCUUACCUCCUGGCCUCUGCAGCCAUCUAUGGCACUCUAUUGUUCUAUAGUUUCUUCGUGAAGGCUUGGAGAACUCAGGUUCGAGUGCACGCUUUUUCAUGGUUAUUAUGCGCUGUCGCCCUAGUACUGGAAUACUCAACGUGGUGUUUCGUCUACUCCCCUACCUUCAAGCGCCUCAUGAAGUUGCACUACUCUAGCGCGGUUGCGAUUGACCACGAAAUAGGUCGUUUCAGUGACUUCUUCACCCUUGUGAUGGGCGAAUUCAUACUUCCCCUCAUUUUUGGCCGGCCCGCUGGCGUUCCGGGAGUGCAUGGCUCCGCUGGGAGGAUUUUCUUUGCUUUAAUAGUAGCAUUCUGUUUUCAAAUGUUUCACGUUGGCGGGGGUGGAAGCAAAAGAACCACACAUCCCCUCCGUAGAAGUGGCCCAUUCGCUUUUAUUUGGCUCACGCUCCAUAUUCCUAUUGUUUGUGCCUUGACCAUAUGCGGGAUUCUGCUGCCGAGAGGUUACUCCGUUGGCAUGCUCGGCCUAGCCGCUCUCGCCGUGUUGCCAAAGGAGAUGGAUGUACCCGAUGAGCUAUGGCUUCCUAGGAUCCUUCGUCUUGCGCCACGCGUAUUUUCCGGUAUCACUGUCGCUUUCUUGCCAAUAGCUCCGUUGAAGACCCUUGACAACACUGGCUUGCUUGGAAUAGCGGCCGCUCUGUCCUUAGGGUCACUUCUUUGGGAGAACAUCGCGUCCUUGGAUGGGCCUGCAUCUGCGACAUAUCAGCGAGAACCUUCGGUGGGACCUCAGCUCCAGCGACAACGGUCAUCUGCGGCAGGAAGCAUCGAAGAGAAGCCCGUUGGCACAUGGGAGGUACCUUGGGAAUGGCGGGGUCGACCAUGCCUGGCCGAGCCGGACUUUACGUCAGAGAUUGCCUCUCUCAGCGGGCACAGACGGAAGAAGCAAAGAGCAUAGCUGUAUGAUCAGGACUUUACCCUCUUCAAUUCAAACUCAUUCCGGGAUUUUAAACUUAACCUGGGGUUCCAGAAAUAUUACAUAAUAUGCAGAAAGGCACGUUACAAUUCAGUAUUGUUUCGGGCACACCGCCCCGCUUUUGCAGAUGGCCUCUGCACAUGUGUUGCUGCAUGCAGGUGCUCCCGCGGGGCCCAAGUGCUCUUUCCAGAGCAUCAGGAUCACCUCGGCCAUUAUCUACAGUACAAUGCAAUUGAUUUAUGUAUUGCCAAAAAAACCCAUACUUAAAAUAUUCUCUUUGUG